AUGACCGAGGGCACACUGGCAGCGGACGAGGUCCGGGUGCCCCUGGGCGCUUCACCUCCAGCCCCUGCAGCGCCGGUGAGGGCUUCCCCAGCGAGCCCUGGGGCUCCGGGGCGCGAGGAGCAGCGAGGAUCCGGGUCGGGCGUGUUGGCUCCCGAGAGCCCAGGGACCGAUUGUGGUGCGGACCUGGGUGCCGACGAGGAACAGCCCGUCCCAUACCCGGCUCUGGCUGCCACAGUCUUCUUCUGCCUCGGGCAAACCACGCGGCCGCGCAGCUGGUGCCUCCGACUGGUUUGUAACCCAUAUCCUUACAGGGUUGGCAGGGCGCUGGGGACUGGGGUGUGGGACUCCUCUGCGUACGCCCUGUGA
This is a messenger RNA of Arvicanthis niloticus (Nile rat), 366 nucleotides long. NCBI's taxonomy places the organism in Eukaryota, Metazoa, Chordata, Mammalia, Rodentia, Muridae. The record is from RefSeq and is a predicted model, not a curated record.